Molecule: messenger RNA, 974 nt
Organism: Prosopis cineraria
Lineage: Eukaryota; Viridiplantae; Streptophyta; Magnoliopsida; Fabales; Fabaceae
Product: ATP-dependent Clp protease ATP-binding subunit CLPT2, chloroplastic-like
Exons: 5
Coding region: 154-861 (235 amino acids)
Source: RefSeq, a predicted model, not a curated record
UCGCUAAGCCUGCAACUUAUCGUGGGCUAACCAGCGGCUCUCGAGUUAACCCAGGUUAUCAUCUUUAAACUUCUAACCUUUCCAAACAAAACAAAAACCUCGGAUGGGCGAAGUCCAUGAACUCCAAGAACCAAUCUUUCCAUUUUGGUGAGAAUGGCUGCUGCGAACUUCUUAUCCAAGCUUUCCACAUCGAAUCUGGUCUUGCAGUCGGAUUUCAGAGGGUUUUGCCAUCCUCAUCCCCGUCAACCUCAAAUCCUUGACAAUUCAUGGCUGGGUACCAAACUUUCGAUUCAACCUCAACCUAAUAAUGUCAGACCUCCCGUGUCCAAGCUCCGCCCUCUCGUUGCCACCGUCUCCUUCAGCCUCCCCACUGCAAAGCCCGAGCGAGCUUCUUCCGGCCAGAAAGUUCCCAAAUGGUCUUCGAAGGCUAUAAAAUCAUUUGCAAUGGCUGAACUGGAGGCGAGAAAACUUAAAUAUCCCAGCACUGGUACUGAAUCCCUUCUCAUGGGACUUCUUAUCGAGGGAACUAGUCUGGCCUCUAAAUUUUUGCGAGCCAAUGGAAUCACACUUUUAAAGGUGCGAGAUGAAACUUUGAAGCUGCUUGGAAAAGCAGAUUUAUAUUAUUUCAGUCCUGAGCAUCCUCCACUGACUGAAGAAGCCCAAAGGGCCCUUGACUGGGCCGUUGAUCAGAAACUUAAUUCUGGUCAUGAUGGCGACAUUACCACAACACAUUUGCUUCUGGGCAUCUGGUCUGAAGCAGAAUCGCCUGGUCACAAGAUACUGUCCACCCUUGGCUUUGAUGCUGAGAAAGCUAAAGAGCUAGAGGCCUUAAUGUCUAAUCCUAAAUUUACAGAUGAUUGAUGUUUUACUUUAUAUUUAUAAACAAAAGUAUUGCUUUGAGUGCACUGUAAUCAUUAUUGCAUUUGUUUGUAUAAUAGAUGAAGGGCCUUUCUGCCCCACUGAUUUCAUUUUCA